Leptopilina heterotoma is the source of this 1087-nucleotide messenger RNA. RefSeq lists its product as uncharacterized. The record is from RefSeq and is a predicted model, not a curated record. The coding region runs from base 392 to 811 and encodes 139 amino acids. Gene Ontology annotation, molecular function: DNA binding. Gene Ontology annotation, biological process: DNA recombination; DNA integration. The transcript is spliced from 3 exons. NCBI's taxonomy places the organism in Eukaryota, Metazoa, Arthropoda, Insecta, Hymenoptera, Figitidae.
UUUUAUAAGAAAAAUAUAAGUCGAUUACACGCCAAAAAAGUCAAAAGCUCUCAACGCAAAUGAAGUGCAAAAAUUUUUGAUCGAAGCUCCAGAUGAGCAGUAUUUAGCUGUAAAGGAUGUUUAAAUAUUGGGAGUUUCUGGUGCUCUGCGUUCUGAAGAAUUUAUCAAUAUUUCUAAUAAUGAUAUUGAAAAUCGAGGAGGAUUACUUUUAAUCAAAAUUAAUAAGACGAAAACACACACUACUCGUUCUUUUACAAUACCGGAAGAAUUUAACGAAACUUUUGAAAAAUAUCGAAAAUUACGCCCGCCAAAUGCACCCGAGAGAUUUCUUCUAAACUAUCAAAACGGCAAAUGCACGAAACAAGUCAUCGGAAAAAAUAAAAUUGGCUAAAUGGUAAAACAAAUUGCAACAUUCUUGCAAUUGCCUAACGUUCAUCUUUAUACCGGACACUGUUUCCGUAGAACCUCAGCAACUUUGUUAGCUGCAUCAGGAGCGAGUGCAACAGAUCUCCAACAACAUGGUGGCUGUAAAUCAAUUCAAGUUGCGACCGGUUACAUUGAAGAUUCAAUCCAUACGAAAUCAAAGAGAGGAUCCCUCAUUUCAAAGUCUAUAAAUCUACCCUCAACAAGUAAAGAUUCAAAUGAAAUUUUAAAUUCUGAGGUGCCAAUGAAAAAAGCAAAAAUCGAUGAAAAUCCGACAAACGCAACAAACUCAAUUAAACAAAUUGAACCUGAAUUAGUAUCUGAUGUUCUGAAUAAAUCCUUUUUACUACAGAAUUGCAAUGUUACCAUAAAUAUUUAUCAAAAGUAACAAGUGUUGUAACGUUUUUAGUACUUUAAUCUUUAAAAAGAUAUUUUUCUAUAAAAUGUUGUAAAUAUAUAUGUUUUUUUCACAAUUGCAGUAUUACUAGGGGAGAGGGCCCCAAGAUGGACAUUUCCUAUAAAAUUUUUGUUUAAAGUGACAGCAUCUUCUCAAUUUUUUUAUUUUUGUUGUUUGUAUAGACGAAGAUUUUUAUGCAUAUUUGAAAAAUAAAACCAGUUUUUUUUCUACUGCGCAUAUCACCUGAAUUUUUUGUCAAAAAAAGUU